Messenger RNA from Meloidogyne enterolobii, 490 nucleotides. The record is from the annotation of a GenBank genome assembly. NCBI's taxonomy places the organism in Eukaryota, Metazoa, Nematoda, Chromadorea, Rhabditida, Meloidogynidae.
AAUGGAUCGUCCACAAGGAAAAUCAACUACCUCAAUUAAUCUACUCCAUAUUUUCUGCCUUAUAAUCAUAUUUUUAACCCUUAAACAAAUUAAUUUGAAUGCUGUCAAUCCGGCUAUUCUGGAAUUCUUAUCCAUUCUUUCACUAACAGCCAAAUCCUUUACAAUCCUCCUAUGCCUACUAUCUUUCUCGAUUUACUCAUUUUAUGAAGUAUACUGGAAAAGACGCUUCCUGCCUCCAGGUCCUGUCCCCUGGCUGGUUGCUGGAAAUAUGCCUCAGGGUGGGGGAUUUUCUAAAUAUUUCAAAAAUUUUUUAGUUCUUUUACACGGUGCAUCUAACAUAGACUUAUUAUUACAAAAAUGGAACAAAUAUUAUGGUGGAAUUUUUACUUUUUGGAUGGGACCUAUUCCUGUAGGUGUUUUUGUAAUAUUUUCUCUCCAGUCUACUUUAUACAAGUUCGAAAGGGGCUGUUCGCCUGAGCUUACUUCCUAG